ACAGUCACACCGCGACCAUCAUGGAGCAGCCGGCAAAGACACCAGCGAGCAGCAGCGAGCUUUUCUGCAGAAACUGUAUGAAGGAGACUCAGGAGGUGGAGGCGGAGGAAGUGGAGGGGUGUGUUCCGAAGUGGCUGGAGGGCCGAGUCACCAGGAACGGGCCCGGCAUGACCAAGGUAGGCAUCACUCACUACGACCACCUCUUCGACUCCCUCGCGAUGCUGCACCAGUUCACCAUUCGCAAAGGCGGCCGAGUUACCUACACUUCCAGGUUUCUCCGCAGCGACUCCUACACCAAGAACACACAGGCCAACAGAAUUGUGGCCACGGAGCUAGGCACGGUGGGCUAUCCGGACCCCCUGCAAGACCAUGUUCCACUACCUCGUCACCACCUUCUUCAAGCUGCCCGUGCCCGCUAACGUCAUGUCCGACAACUGCCUGGUGAACGUGUGCCAGGCCAAGGACCAGAUGUUUGCCCUCACCGAGACCUGCUUCCUGCGGCGUGUUGAUCCUGAAUCCCUGGACACUUUCGAGAAGAAGGAGGACAUCAGCAACUACGUGGCAGUCAACAUGGCGACGGCACACCCACACAUCGAGCCAGACGGGACGGUGUACAACCUGGGCAGUUCCUUCUCCCUGAUCAACGGUCCCGAGUUGCGCAUCGUCCGCUUCCCCGAGGGCAAACUGGAAGGCGCCAGCGUAGUGGGCACGGCGAGCAGCAGGUGGCGUGCGGCACUGCCCUACGUGCACAGCUUCGCCAUGACGGAGAACUACUGGGUGGUAGGCGAGCAGCCGCUGGUGCUGUCCCUGGGUAAGAUGCUGCGUCAGUACGUUACUUUAAGCAAGAUGAUUAACGCCCUCACCUGGCUGCCAGAUGAGAACCUCAGAUUUAUAGUCAUCGACAGGAAGACAGGCAAGCCUCUGCCCACCACCUACACGGCGCCGCCCAUCAUCCUCUUCCACCACAUCAACGCCUGGGAGGAGGACGGCCAUCUGGUGGUGGAUUUUCUGGGAACCAUGAAUGGCAUGCACUAUACCAACUUCUUCUUCAGUAACUUCAGAAAGUCCGACACCGAUCCUUCUAAGGUGAUCCCAGACUCCAGGCCGUGCCGGCUGGUGCUGCCCCUAAAGGUGACAGCUGAAGAGGCAAUGGAAAAGCAACACUUCACCUUGAAGGACACUUUGUACACCGCUGUCAGAAAAGAGAAUGGGGAACUGCACUGCACACCGGCGCUUCUCUCCCCGGUGGUCUUCGAACUCCCGAGGAUCAAUUACCUGAGGAACGGCCUGCCCUACCGCUACACCUACGGGGUUACCGGCGGCUCGGAAGUGUUCUUCCAGCGGCUGGUGAAGCUGGACGUGGAGACCGGCAAGACUUGGUAUUUCCAGGAGGAGGGCUACGUGGCCGCUGAGCCAAUCUUCGUGCCCAGGCCGGGGGCAACGAAAGAGGACGACGGAAUUAUUCUUUCCUCUCUGCUGAAGCUAAACGACUCCCGCUACGUGGCGCUGGUGGUGCUGAACGCCAAGGACAUGUCGCAGCUGGCCAGGGUGCGGUUCACGGCUGAGGGAGACGUGACCUAUCCCUUCCACGGCCAGUUCGUUGAUCCUCGCGAGGAGGUCCACUUGUACUGAAAGUCGAGGAUGAGAACCACGGACUAAUGCAAGCACGGAUCUGAUUAGGUGCAUUUACAGCAGCAAGGAAGUUCAGCAUUACGCAAGCGGCGGCUGGCACUGAAAGCAUAAUUAGGAAUACAGACAAUUACGGUUUGACAAAAGUUUAUCCACUGGGUAUAUUAAAUAAUGUAUCAUUUGUUAUACUGAGGGUAUUAGUAAUGUCAAAUGCUGUUUGUUAUACUGAUGGAACACUACAUAAUGACAGUCAUUAUGACACUUCGAUCACAUUACUGUUUUCU
Scylla paramamosain (green mud crab) is the source of this 1913-nucleotide messenger RNA. RefSeq names its product beta,beta-carotene 15,15'-dioxygenase-like. Gene Ontology annotation, biological process: carotene catabolic process. The transcript is spliced from 4 exons. Bases 370 to 1632 code for a protein of 420 amino acids. Gene Ontology annotation, molecular function: carotenoid dioxygenase activity; beta-carotene 15,15'-dioxygenase activity. The record is from RefSeq and is a predicted model, not a curated record. Lineage: Eukaryota; Metazoa; Arthropoda; Malacostraca; Decapoda; Portunidae.